Molecule: messenger RNA, 219 nt
Organism: Eimeria tenella
Lineage: Eukaryota; Apicomplexa; Conoidasida; Eucoccidiorida; Eimeriidae
Exons: 2
Source: RefSeq, a predicted model, not a curated record
AGCGGCGGUCCUAUCGAUCGGGAGUUGGCUGAAGAAGAGCUGCAGCAGCAGCGAGGGUUUAGAGAGCUGCAAGAAACAGCAGCACAACUUUCUGCUCAAGUGGAGGCUUUGAAGGAAGAAAAUGAUAAUGCACGCCAGGGGGAAAACCUGCUGCUGGCGCUGGUGGAGGAGCAGCUGCUCAAAUGCUGCAGCAGGCAAAAGAGAAGAACAGACAAGUAA